AUGCCCCCGUGCCCACCAUGUCGGGCGAUGUCUGCGUCUGCGACGGUCAGAGGCCCGGACGUCGUGGCGGGACGGCUGCAGAGCAGUGACGAGGCAGACGUCCGUGCUGCUGGCGGGGGGGAGGGGCAGGAGGAAGGGGCUGGUGGGUUUCACGGCCUGAUCGGCGGGGUAGACGAUCUACUCACAACGGAGGCAGAGGAUGACGACGGCGGCGAUGUCGACCAAUCAGCAACGGAGGCCGAGCCAGACGACGACGAUGUCGACCAAUCAGCAACGGCCACCGAGCCUGGGGACGAGGAGGCGUUACAGCAGCCGCCGACCAAAGACCCGUCCGUGAUGCGCCUAUCUCGCCGCAUCGCGAGGUCCGGCAUAGCCUCUCGGCGUGAGGCCGAGCGUAUGGUCGAGGCGGGGGUGGUAAUGGUGAACGGAGCGACGGUGCAAACUCCGGCGCUGAACGUCGGCCCACGAGACAUCGUCAAAGUCAAUGUGGGUUUGUUCCAGCAGCCGGGGAAUGGGACUGAUUGUUUCACUUUUGUCCAGGGGAAGGUGCUGGAAAGGCCGGAAAGCCACACGCCGAAGCUGUGGAUGGUGCACAAGAUGAGGAACGAGCUGGUCACGAGGCACGACCCGGAAGGGCGUCCGACUGUGUUCGACAGGCUGACCAAGCUCAAGCUGCCCGACACACUGAUGCCAGUGGGCCGGCUAGACUACAACACGGAAGGCCUCCUGCUGCUCACGAACGACGGGGACCUAGCACGCAAGAUGGAGCUUCCGAGCAGCAACAUCGUGCGCACCUACUCGGUUCGAGUCUACGGCAACAUUACGGAAGAAAAGCUGAGGGCCAUGCGUAGCGGCUGCACAAUCGACGGGGUUCGGUACAAGGGCAUGUUCGUGAGAGUGGAAGGGGGCGGGGGCAAGGGGAGGGAGGGCCGGAACGCCUGGCUCACGAUUGAGUGCACCGAAGGAAAAAACCGGCAAAUCCGCAAGAUCUGCAAGUACCUGUGCCUGACCGUAAACCGGCUGGCCAGGACUCGCUACGGCCCCUUCAGCCUGGGAAAGGUACGGGCCGGCGGAGUCGCCGCCGUGGAAAUCCCGAAGGCGUUCAUGCGUCGUCUCGAGGACGGCGGUGGCUCGCCGGGCGGGGCAGGCGGCGGCGGCAGCGGCAGCGGUAGCAGCAGAAGAAGAGUGGGCCCGGGGCCUGGGAACGGGAUGCGGCGGGAAAUGGAGGCUGGGGGGAUGAAGGUAUCGGAGGUGUCGUCGCCGGGGACCGGGCUUAGCAACACUGUAGGCGGGGGAAGGGACACCGGCGAUCGCGCUGGUAGCUCUGGAGGGCGGCAUUGGGGCGGUGGGUUUAGAGGAGCUGGUAGGUCGUGGGGAGAGAAAGGGGGCCCGCGGAUUCGGAAAGGGGUCGGGGCGCCGAUGUCACGGGGGGAUAACUCCGCCCGUCCAACGGCGCAGCAGCGCGCACGGUAG
Ectocarpus siliculosus is the source of this 1473-nucleotide messenger RNA. Lineage: Eukaryota; Phaeophyceae; Ectocarpales; Ectocarpaceae. The record is from the annotation of a GenBank genome assembly.